This is a messenger RNA of Babjeviella inositovora NRRL Y-12698, 1179 nucleotides long. RefSeq lists its product as uncharacterized. Lineage: Eukaryota; Fungi; Ascomycota; Pichiomycetes; Serinales. The record is from RefSeq and is a predicted model, not a curated record. Bases 1 to 1179 code for a protein of 392 amino acids. The transcript has a single exon.
AUGAACCUGACUGACUAUUUGGCAGAUAAGGAGAACUCGCCCUCCCACAACGGCAAAGCUCCAGCUACACCCUUAAGAAGCACGCACCUGCGCCAUACCACCCCACUUGGGAGCGCUCCCCGCCAUUCUUUAUACCACAGUGCAUCGAAACAGAAGAUUAUCAGUGAAACCGCGGGGCUCGCAAAACUCUCGCUUGUGAAGAAGAAUCUGGCCUUAUUUGGUCCCAGUAUCCACGAGGCCGGCGCGCAAACGUCGUACACGGGCAGCCCGAUUCGCAGAACGGGUAAUCUAGGAAAGUAUCCCAUCGCGUUAAGCGCAGGUAGCCAGGAUUAUGCCAACACCCAGAUGAGGGGCGUCUCGACGGACUCAAGUGUCAGCACAUCCUCUACUUCCACAGUCAUCACUGAUCCCAUGUCUGACACGGAAGUGUAUAAUGAGUACGCCCUCAACCCCGAGGACCACUUGAUGGCGAUGUUAGCGCUCAAGCAGAAGGAGGCGUUGGAUUUAAAGGAGAGGUCUAAAAAGGUAGACUUUGAGCUCUUGGAGCUCCAGCUCAAGUAUUCGCAUAUCGGGAAAGUCGAAUACGCAAACGAGCCAAAGGCCGGAAAUCUCAGUUUCUCGAACUCGCGCAAAGAUUUCAGAAUCGUGAAGCCUGAGUUCCAGGAAGGUAUGGGCGAGUUUUUCAGCAAAGCCCAAUCGGCACUCAGCCCAAAGAAGAGCUUAAUGAACUUGCGCGAGAGUUUUACCAAGAAUGAGAGCCAAGAUGCUCCGCUCUUACGUACCAGACAGAGCCUCACAAAUAUGCGCUUCUUCUCCGGGGAAAGUGAGGUAUUCAGCCCGUCCAAGCUUCACAACAAGUUUUCCAGUGAGUUGAACGAGCUCAGAGAGGAUCUCAACGGUGUCAAGUUGCAAGCUGACGAAUUUGUGAACAAAUCGAUCAGUAUGAUUAAUCAACGGUUUAAGACAAAGAUUCCGCAGCUCGGUGCGCCCACAGUGGACAGAUCUACCAAACCAGUCAUGUCUGAGAAGGAUUACACCCAAGUUAAGGAGUUUGAUCUCAGCUCGAUAUCGGGGACCUUUGACGCGGACGACACAUUUGCCAGGCAUUACGACGACAGUGACUACGAGGAUAUGGGCGAGGUGGAAGAAUAUACCGAUCACAGGGACACCAGGUUUUAA